Molecule: messenger RNA, 879 nt
Organism: Rhizoctonia solani
Lineage: Eukaryota; Fungi; Basidiomycota; Agaricomycetes; Cantharellales; Ceratobasidiaceae
Exons: 6
Coding region: 1-879 (292 amino acids)
Source: RefSeq, a predicted model, not a curated record
AUGUUGCUCAGCUUUGGGCAAACCCAAGCAUCAACCAAGGAGGACUUGAAGACUGAGAUGAGGGAAGGUGAUAAAUUUGAAAACUAUCCCAACCAAAUAUUCCUAACCCCCCAGGCCAAGGCGCUCACUGUAACUCCUGAACUACACGCACAGAUCUCCAAGUACUUGGCAACCACCUAUGAAGUACAAAUUGGAAAGAAAUUAGCUCUAGAGCUGAUUCCUGAUACCCUCCAACAAUGGGGCCAACUGCAAAUCACCCAGGGAGGCAACUUGAUUCAAGCACAAGGCUACCAUAAGCUACAAUGGGACAGCUGCAACGUAUCAUUUGUUUGGUAUGAACUGCUGGCCAUUGACUUGCUCAUCUUCCAAGAGCAACACCCAACUUUGUCCCAACUUCUUAUUAUGGUCAGCUUCAUAUUGUUUAAGUUGCCCCUAAAGCCCAAAAGUGUUGUCAAUCUGUCAAAGGAUGGAUCAAAAUAUCUCAUUCUUGCGUUCAUCUUGGAGGCACCAGUGGGUCACAUGGUACAAGGGAAAGUUGGGAAGUGGGGAAUGGUUGACGCCCUAACCAUACAGUGUGCUAUUGGACAAAUUCAAGACAACAAGCGUUGGUGGAUCAUUGAUAGGAGUUUGGAUUUGGCACACUUGGAUUUUUUUACACUUGCUAUGCACUGGAUGAGCAAUUGCCUGGAAAUCCAACCCUCAUUCAUGCGUCCAACCCCAAAUGUAAAUCCAACCCCUGGCCACAAAUCCGGCCCCUCCAAAAAUGUCCAACCCCUAACAAACCAAGAACCCAACCCCCAAGCAGAAAUCCAACCCCUCAAGAAAUUCCAACCCUGGGGAUUACAGACAUCCAACCCUCAAGAAAAGUCCAACCCUUGA